CCGUAUUAACUCAAACACAUUACACCGGAAUCUCUUUCUCUCUUCCCGCCGGCAGAUCAACUGUGACCCAGCCCCAGCCCCAGCCCCAGCCCCAGCCCCAGCCCCAGCCUCACAUAAUGGCUUGGGUACUGACUCUCGCCAUCCUCAUCUUCACAACGGCCGUCUCCGCCGCGGCUAUAUCUCCACCGAAUUACCAUUCGAUUAGAUUCGUAAACAACACCAGUAGUAGAGGCAACGCCAUGAUCUUGCCCCUGUUUUUCAAGCAGCGCAACAGCAACCGCAUCAACGAGGACUAUUUCACCCGCCGCCGUCUCCACGCGCGCACCAUCCCAAAUGCUCGCAUGUCUCUCCAUGACGAUCUCCUCCUCAACGGGUAUUACACGACUCGGCUGUGGAUCGGAACGCCGCCGCAGCAGUUUGCCCUCAUAGUUGACACUGGCAGUACUGUUACUUAUGUUCCUUGCUCGACUUGUCAACAGUGUGGAAAGCAUCAGGAUCCAAGGUUCAAGCCGGAAUCAUCGAGCACCUAUGAACCUCUAAAGUGCAACAUUGAUUGCAGUUGUGAUAGUAAUAGAGAACAAUGUAUUUACGAAAGGAAUUAUGCUGAAAUGAGUUCUAGCAGUGGUGUCUUGGGAGUAGACAUAAUUUCAUUUGGCAAUCAAAGUGAUCUACAACCGCAACAAGCUACUUUUGGAUGUGAGAAUAUGGAAACAGGGGAUCUUUACAGCCAACAUGCUGAUGGGAUAAUGGGUUUAGGUCGUGGAGAUCUUAGUAUCGUGGAUCAGCUUGUUGAGAAAGGUGUAAUCAGUGAUUCAUUUUCGUUGUGCUAUGGUGGAAUGGAUGUCGGUGGUGGUUCAAUGGUUCUUGGAGGAAUUUCCUCCCCUAAGGAGAUGGCUUUUACCCAUUCAGACCCUGUUCGCAGUCCAUAUUACAAUAUCGAGCUGAAUGAGAUUCACAUUGCUGGGAAAAAGCUGCCCCUGAAUCCCAAGGUUUUUGAUGGCAAACAUGGAACUGUUCUGGAUAGUGGCACAACCUAUGCUUAUCUUCCGCAAGCAGCAUUUGAAGCCUUUAAAGCCGCUAUUUUAAAGGAAACCCGGUCCCUCAAAAGAAUACAAGGUCCUGACCCUAACUACAAUGAUAUCUGCUUCGCAGGUGCUGGAAGUGAUCCUGCACAACUUUCAAAAGCCUUCCCGUCUGCUGAAAUGGUGUUUAGCAAUGGACAGAAGCUGGUGUUGGCCCCCGAAAAUUAUCUCUUCAGGCACUCAAAGGCACAUGGUGCGUACUGUCUCGGGAUAUUUCAGAAUGGAAAGGAGUCAACCACUCUUUUGGGAGGUAUAAUUGUCAGAAAUACACUUGUAACAUAUGACCGUGAACAUGAAAAAGUUGGUUUCUGGAAAACCAAUUGCUCCGAGUUAUGGGAGAGACUCCACUUGUCGCCUGCCUCGCCACCUCUUCCUUCAGACACAGAUGAGGUGAACUCGACCACAGGCAUAUCUCCUAAUCUUGCGCCAACUGGAUCCCCUCAACCCCAAGCUCCUGGGGAAGUUAAGAUUGGCCUGAUAAAAUUCUCCAUGCUGUUGACCAUCAACUACACAGAGCUGAAGCCUCACAUCGCGGAACUCGCUCAGCUCAUUGCAAAGGAUUUAGAUGUUAAGCCUUCUCAGGUUAAACUGACAAACUUCUCUUCUGGGGGGAAUGAGACACUAUUAAGAUGGGCUAUUUUUCCUGCACAUUAUGAUGAUUAUAUCUCUAAUGCUACUGCUAUGAAAAUUGUAUCCAGGUUGAGUGGAAAUCAGUUGCAUCUCCCUGAUAGUUUUGGAAGCUACAAAUUGUCUGAAUGGAGCUUGGAACCGCCACCUGAGAGGACAAGGUGGCGACAACAUUACUUGGCUUUCGUCAUAGCAUUCGCUGUAGUGAUUGUAAUUGGAAUGCUGGCAUCUGGGGGAUGGUUUAUCUGGAGGAGGAACCGGAACCUGGCCGAAGUCCUGUACAAGCCUGUUGAUACGGUUGUAGCAGAGCAGGAACUCCAGCCUUUGCAGAACUAGAGAAGUGAAUUUUGGUUUGAUACUCAGCUUGUGACUGACUUGUACCUCUGAUUCGUUUUGCUCUGGUAGCAAUGGGAUUCAUUUAAAGGUGAUAUUGUAGAUUAGAAAUUUAAGGCGGUGGAACCCUUGCGAUGAGCAUGCAAUUCAUUCUGUGGCCACAUCUGUGUAUAGCAGAAUAUCAUUUCAGCAACCUCUGUCUUUAAGGUGAAUUCUUGUUUUUAUAAAUAUUGAAUGUGUAGUAGUCACAUGAACAUUUUUAUAACAUCAAUGAAUAAGUAAUGUUGAAAA
Messenger RNA from Salvia splendens (bonfire salvia), 2333 nucleotides. RefSeq names its product aspartic proteinase nepenthesin-1. Bases 117 to 2045 code for a protein of 642 amino acids. The record is from RefSeq and is a predicted model, not a curated record. The transcript is spliced from 12 exons. Gene Ontology annotation, biological process: proteolysis. NCBI's taxonomy places the organism in Eukaryota, Viridiplantae, Streptophyta, Magnoliopsida, Lamiales, Lamiaceae. Gene Ontology annotation, molecular function: aspartic-type endopeptidase activity.